Molecule: messenger RNA, 1468 nt
Organism: Histoplasma capsulatum G186AR
Lineage: Eukaryota; Fungi; Ascomycota; Eurotiomycetes; Onygenales; Ajellomycetaceae
Exons: 5
Coding region: 197-1468 (423 amino acids)
Biological process (GO): vacuolar transport
Source: RefSeq, a predicted model, not a curated record
ACAGUCCCCGCCAUCACUCUUCGCUUGUUGUUUAUCUACUGCCUAGUUCUAGUUGCUGCCCCUGGAUUUUGCCCGAUAAGCGGUGUUCCCUCCUUCCGGUGGAAGCCCCUCGUGGCUCUCUGCUUUUCCUACAGUCUCCUAUCUCCCUGCUGCCCCUUGGCGCAGCUGAUCAAGUCCGCGUCGAGACUCUUCCAUCAUGCGUCCCGCCAGGUCGACUUUCCUAAUCGCAGCCGCCCCGUUACUCUUUCUAUGCUCUUCUACCUCCGGAGCUGAACCUUUACGAAAUGGACUAAAACCAUGUACCAUAUUCUCACCAACGACGGGCGCCUAUUUUGAUCUUAAUGCAAUAGCGCUAUCACCGCCAGUAAUUAAAGAUGGGAAGAAAGUUCACAAUAAAGAUAGGGAAGAGAGUUGGCAUGCUAAAGGAUACGAUUAUCCCGCAAAUUUCACAUUAAACAUCUGCGCUCCUGUUAUCGAAGAUUUGAAGGAUGUGGUUGGAGUGGACGAGUCCAAAUGGGCAAACGUAAGCGCAUACUAUACAUUAGAUGGGAAAAUGUAUUCCAUAGGGCAACAAUCAUCAGAACUCGUUUUCCGCGGACGUAGCCUGGUCCUCAACUACACCGACGGUUCCCCUUGCCCAGCGCUGACAUCAUCGAAGGCCAGUGGAUUCGGAACCACAGACCAAACUCCCAAUAAGGACAAGGUAUUGGGCCAAGGUGAUGAUAAUGGCCAUGAUAAAGAUAAAAAUCAGGAUGACAAGACCGAUGAUAGGGACAAACAUGAUGGAAAGAAGGGGGGAAAUUCUUCUGAUCACGAACCUGCUGAUUCAUCCCGCCGAAAAUCUACUAUCUUGUCCUUCCUAUGCGAUCGGGAUCUGGUGUCCCCAGCGGCAAGUGUGACGUUUGUCGGAACUCUCGAUUCGUGCACCUAUUCCUUUCAGGUACGAAGCGCCGCUGCAUGCGGCGGUUUUGCACGCACUGACGGUGGACUGGGUCCAGCUGGUGUCUUUGGUGUGAUUGCAUUGAUAGCCAUUGCUGUAUAUGUUCUUGGUGGAUGCGCGUAUCAACGAACGGUAAUGCACCAACGUGGGUGGAGACAAUGCCCGAAUUACAGCAUGUGGGCCAGUGCCGUUUCAUUCCUACGGCAUCAAUUUUAUUGUGCAUUCCCGGUCUCUUCUUUUGCGCCUACCAUUGUUCCUACCAACACUCCACCCCGUUUUGACGUCUUCAUAAUACUCUUCGCCUCCUUGUGUCGUUGUUUCAGCUCUAGCAAUUUCAAAUCUCCAACGGGAUACUCACCUUUCUCCAAUUACAACCACAACUCCAACGACAGGAAUGCAGGAGGGUUCGUUAGUGCCUUCAGUGGCCGCCGGGGUAGCGGUGGCGGCGCCGGUGGGAGGGGCAGGCGGAUAGAUGUGGAUGAAGAGAAUAGGUUGAUUGAUCAGUUGGAUGAAGAGUGGGAUGAUUGA